This is a messenger RNA of Triticum dicoccoides, 1630 nucleotides long. Its product is annotated as putative F-box protein At3g17490. The record is from RefSeq and is a predicted model, not a curated record. The transcript is spliced from 2 exons. Bases 165 to 1220 code for a protein of 351 amino acids. Lineage: Eukaryota; Viridiplantae; Streptophyta; Magnoliopsida; Poales; Poaceae. Gene Ontology annotation, molecular function: protein binding.
GUCCGGCUGGCUAGAGAAGAAAUCUUGAGCGUCCACAUCGUCCUCCUGUCUGUGUCGCUCCCAGAAGCUCGUCGCCGCCGGCUGCAUCCCCGCCGCCCGUCGCCGCCCUAAACCAGCCCAAGAUCUGACCCCUGCCCAGGCCCUUCUGCUUCCGCUCCCGCUCCAUGGAGAGGGACACCAAGCCUUGGCUGAACAGCCAUCCGGGGCCAACGGCCGGCCUGCCCCUGCUCACCGACGACCUCAUCCUGGAGAUCCUCUCCCGCCUCCCCAUCAGAUCCCUCCACCGCUUCAAGUGCGCCUCCGUGUCCUGGCGCGACCUCAUCGCCGACCCCGCCAACCGCAAGAAGCUGCCACAGACCCUCGCUGGCUUCUUCUACAUGACCAUCAACAACAGGCUCGGCCACCACUUCGCCAGUGUCUCCGGCGACGGCGCAGCCCCGUUCCACCUUUCCAUCCCUUACCUGCACAAUAGCAAGUACGGCGGCAUCACCCAGUUGGACGCCUGCAAUGGCCUCCUUCUCUACUGUGGCUUCAAGAAGAAGAUGGAGAGUUGGGAUGAUUUCCGUUUUCUAAUGUGCAAUCCCGCCACUGGGAGGUGGGUAGAGCUGCCCCCUCGUCCGCCUGUGCCCGCAAGCAGAUAUUGCUGUACCACAGGUCUUGCUUUUGAUCCGGCAGUCUCGUCCCAUUUCUACGUUCUUCACUUUGAGCAGGCCGUUCCGGGAACUUACAUCACAGGAGUGAACAUCUACUCGUCGCGGACAGGAGCAUGGAGUUUCAGGAGUGGUAGGAUGGUUGAGAAAGUGGUGCCGCUCCAUAGUAAAUGUGUCUUCGUCGGCGGUAUGAUGUAUUUGAUUGGCAACCUGAUGGGCUUCAACAACAAGUACGUGCUGAUGGUGGUGGACACGGAGGGGGAAGUGUGGAAGACUAUCCCUGUGCCGUACGGCCGAGGAUCUGCCACGAUUGGAGUGUCGCAGGGGUGCUUACACUAUGUUGUAGCUUCAACGGUUUCAGUCAAUGAUAGUAAUGAAAUCCUAGGUUCUGGGAUAACACUUUGGUGCCUCAAGGAUCAUGACAGUAAAGAAUUGGUUCUAAAGCGUUCUGCCAACAUCAAUGAGCUUAUGGGCAUGAUUGGGGAGAAGUACAAGGUGGCUGAGAUUCAUCCAGAUUGUGACACCGUUUUCUUGAUGACAUCUGAAGGUGAUACCUUGGUAGGCGUAUGAUAUGCAACAUCAGAAAAUUCAUUUUACCCUUAAUCUUGAGAAAGGCGUUCCUCUGUUCUCAGAGUCAUUACCAGAUGCAGAUGGGCAGUAGCUUUACCUUCAAACAACCCCUGUGCUUCCUCCCAAGAACCGUCUCUUCUUUCUGCCGAACAAUUUGUCUGUGUACUUUGGAAUCUUCUUCAAUCAUGCUGCUCAAUUUGCUACUGCUUACACUCCCAUUGGCUUAAUUUCCAGUUCAGAACAAUGCUUGAACUACAGAUGAAGCAUAAUGUCAUUUCCAAAGAACAAUGUUACUCUUGGUCUGUUUAGCACUGGUUGUUGUUCUGGGGAUGUGUUAGUUCCAUGUGGCAAAACUAUACUGUAAUUGCUCUUCCUUUCCAUAACAAUCAAUUUAUUAUGGUUAUCCUAAA